UUCGCAUUUCUCCAAAAUUUUGCGUAUAAAUUUCUCUCUCCCCAGUCUACGCCGCACUCAUCCACCCAAAGCCUCCCCCACCCACCUCGCCGGAACCCUAACGGCGGUCGCCGGCGCCGGGGAUUGGCGGCGAUCGCAUUGCUGCGCCCCCCGAUGGCGACCCACGCCUCCAAGAGUUACCUAUGCGCGGGCAGCUCAUCGUUCGAUGAUCCCGACGUGGUUGAGGUGUCCCCGGCGGCCGCCGCGGCCGGGGGCUGGGCCUCGGGCCACAAUAAGAGGAAGCGGAGCCAGGUUGUACCUCAUGAAGUUAUUGAAAUUGAUGAUGACGACCCUGAUGGAGUUUUGAUUGUUGGUGAUAAAACAUCAGCGGACAAGAAUAAGCAAACUGUUGUAUACCCUAUGGAUUGGGCAAAGCAUGGAAAGAGUAGUCUGGUUCAUGAAACUCCUGGCCCAAGCACAUAUGCUUCAAAAUUUGCCAAUCCAUGGGUUGACCUGAAAAUGUUUCAAGACGAUGCAGUUUACACCUAUUCUGAUGACUACCCUUAUGAGGGAUUUGAUGAAGACUAUGCUUAUGAUGAAGAUGAGUACGAAGAUGACAGUUAUGAUGCUUCACUUGUUGAAAGUGAGUAUAACUAUAGUUUGUCUUCCAAGUUUGAUAACUUGGGUAUUCCUCCUUGUGUGGAGCCUUCCCUACCGUGGAUGCAGAAGGCUGAGAUUGCAAAUAAGUCCAAACCAACUAAGAUCGUGGAUGCUAAAAUAGAAGAAAAAUACAAGGCAUUUAAGCAGUUUGAUACUGUUGAUGAUCAUAGUGAUCAUUAUUAUUCUAAGCCAGAGUUAAGAAACGUCCAGGUGGUAAAAAAGCCAUCAAAAGACUGGGCAAAAUGUAUUCAGCACGAGUGGAAAGUCCUAAGAAAAGAUUUGCCAGAUACUAUAUUUGUGAGGGCAUAUGAGGAUAGAAUGGACCUGCUUAGAGCUGUCAUUAUGGGACCAGCUGGCACUCCAUACCAUGAUGGGCUCUUCUUCUUUGACAUUUACUUCCCUCCACAAUAUCCAAAUGUACCACCAAUGGUGAAUUACCGUGCUGGUGGUCUGCGGCUUAAUCCAAACUUGUAUGCUUGUGGGAAGGUGUGCCUUAGCCUCCUAAACACCUGGACUGGCAGUGGAUGUGAGAAAUGGAAUCCAUCCAAUUCAACUAUGCUGCAGGUCUUGGUCUCCAUUCAGGCUUUGGUUUUGAAUGCCAAACCUUAUUUCAAUGAGCCUGGUUAUGCAAUGCAAGCUAACACAGCUCACGGGGAGAAGAAAUCCCUGACAUACAAUGAAGAUACAUUCCUUCUAUCAUGCAGGACGAUGCUGUAUUCUCUUCGAAAUCCACCGAAGAAUUUUGAGGAUUUUGUUGCUGGCCAUUUCCGCAAGUAUGGGCACAACAUCCUUGUGGCAUGCAGAGCCUACCUCGAAGGUGCCCAGGUCGGAUGCCUUGCUGGGGAUGGAGUGCAGGAUGUCGAUGAGGGUGACAAGAGCUGCUCAGUGAGGUUUAAGCAGUCGCUGAAGAGACUGUUUGAGGAACUUCUGAUGGAGUUCACUGCGAAGGGUGCAGACUGUGACAAAUUCCUCAACGAGAAGGCGGGAGCUGGGCCUUCCACAGUGGCAGCGGACACCACACUGAGGCUACUUAAACCUCCGAAGUCAAGCCUUCCGCGUUUUCUCCGUCCUCCCCGCCGUCGUCUCAUUCCCCUUCCCCAAAACCAGAUGGGCGAGGGGAGGAGGAGGCGAGAUCUCACUCGCCGCUCCAUCUCCGCCUCCCGGUCCCAAAUGGCGCCACCACGCGCGAACCCUACCCACCACCCGCGCCUGGCCCUCCCCCUCAUCAUCAUCCUGCUCCUGAUCCCCGCCGCCCCCGCCGCCGGAGAUACCUCCUUGUCCACGUUCUCCUACUCCCGCCACUGCCCCGGCCUCCCCGCGGCGGUCGACCUUCCCGCGGGCGACGGCCCCGCCCUCCCCACCCUCCAGCUCUCCACCGGCUACUUCUCCGGCGGGGCCCGCGCCUUCGGCCCCGAAACCUCCUCCCAGCCGCGGUCCUUCUCGCUCCUGCCCUCCUCCGUCGCCCGCACCGCCAACGCCUCGCUCCUCCACGUCUCCGCCACGCUCGUCGUCUCGGAGGGCCGCCGCCUGCCCCGCUACGGCCUCUUGGGCCGCAACCUCUUCGAGUACGACGGCCAGGCGCACAACUUCCGCCCUCGCCUCCCGCGCUUCACGGGGCGGCGCGGCUCCAUCACCUUCGGCCUGGAGGGCUACUACUCGACGGCCUCCGGCGAGCUCUGCAUGGUCGGCACCGGCUCCGGCCGCGCCGCCGACGGGAAGCCCGUGCACUUCCUCCCCGUCGUGCUCCAUCUCGGCUUCCCCAGCCCCGCCAACCUGACGCGGCCCUUCGUCACCGGCCGCCUCGAGAGCGUCGACACCAUCAGCCCCAUCGAGACCGUCUCACUCGUCGCCUACGCCGAGGAGGGAUACGCCUACGCGGAGAGCGCCUCCUGCCCACCGCCACCUGCAGGGAGGCUCGACGCGCUCCAGGUGUUCGAGGGUAGGAAUUUCUCGUGUGGUCACCUCAGUUCAAUGCUCAAACACCCGUUCAGGUUGGACUACCGGAGUGGCAGUGAGUCUACCGCAUCCUCACUGGGGCUCCACCAAAGGUACAUGUAUGUCAACCGGCUGCAAUGCAAGGAUGAUGGUGCUGUCCGUGCUUAUGUGGCAUUCACUGACCAGACAGAGGCAUCAAGGUACAAGUACAACUUCAUGCUGGGUGAGAAGGCGGUUGUGGCGGAUGGGUUCUGGGAUCGGCAGAGGAGCCGGCUUUGCCUCAAAGGGUGUCACGUGGUGAACUCGGGACUAUCCCGUGCGGAUUUGGCAGUGGGUGAGUGUGGAAUUGGGAUGAGCUUCUGGUUCCCAGCAGUGUGGUCAUUACAGCAACGGAGCUUUGCUGCUGGUCUGGUCUGGAAUACGAGUCUGAAAAGUGGUGAAGCCAUCGCUGCAGGUUCUAGUUCAAUCACUCCCAACUACAGGCCGUACAGGGGCAAUCUUGCUGGUUUGAAGUAUAAUUACACUAAGGUGGAUGAGGCUAUGAAGCACUAUGAGAAAUCUGGAUUGAACAAGAACAGGAAGGGAAAGUUCCCAGAUAUUAGUUCAUACCGAGACUUGGUGUUCCGUUUUUUUGUGCAGAAAGGGGGCGGUUCUGGAUAUGCAUCGCCUGUCACAAUUGGGUCAGUGUUGUUUGAUGGUAACUCCUUGGUGGUUCGAGAUCCCUUUUCCCAUCAUGUGACAACCGAGAUGAAGCAGAGACUGAUUAAUGUCAGUUACGACAUAUACUAUGUUGGGAAUUGGUCUCUAGAAUCAUUCCAUCGUCGGCAUAUCUCUGCAGAGGGUGUUUACGAUACUAAGACAGGCUCCCUUUGUAUGAUCGCUUGUCGAGUGCUUAACGUUUCAUCAGAUUGUGAAAUUCUAGUGACUGCUCAAUUUUCUUCUUUGGAUGCAAAAGUAGCACAGCAUGUGAAGGGGACUUUCAGAAGCUUGAGGAAGAAGACUGACCCUCUUUUCUUUGAAACACUGGACAUUGCUUCAUAUGGGAUGUAUGUAGACCAAGUGGAUGAAUCAAUAUGGAGAAUGGACUUAGAAAGCAUCAUGGCCUUGAUCUCUAUGACACUGGCAUGCAUCUUCAUUGCUGUGCAGCUUUUUCAUGUCAACAAGGUCCCUGAAGGACUUCCUGCCAUGUCAAUCACGAUGCUUGUUGUUCUGGCUUUGGGUUACAUGAUCCCUCUUGUACUGAACUUUGAGGCUCUCUUCAAGAACAGUAGCAAACAGACCUUCCCGCUUGCAGGCGGUGGUUGGCUUGAGGUGAAUGAAGUCAUGGUGCGAAUCAUUACUAUGAUAACAUUUCUGCUGCAGUUGCGACUUCUUCAGUUGGCAUGGUCUGCACGGUCUGUGGAUGUAAGCAAAGCUGAGUCAUGGGUUGCCGAGAGGAAAGUACUCUGGAUAUGCUUGCCACUGUACGUCAUUGGGGGAGUUAUUACUUGGGUUGUUCACAUGAGGUUUAACCACGGCCGAAGAAUGCUAAGGCAGGUUUUCCGGAUGAAGCCAGUUGGACAUGCAUUCUGGGAGGACCUUGUGUCUUAUGGUGGAUUAAUACUCGAUGGGUUUCUGCUCCCUCAAGUGAUCCUAAAUGCAUUCUCGGAUUCCAAAGUUAGAGCCCUUUCCCCAGGGUUUUACAUCGGAAGCACCAUGAUCCGUGCUCUGCCUCAUGUGUACGAUGUGUUCAGGAGAAAGCAUUUUGUGCCCAGCUUGAGACCAUCUUACAUGUAUGCAAGCCCUCAUGAUGAUCUCUUCAGCCUGGCAUGGGACAUUGUCAUACCUUGUGGAGCAAUACUACUGUCAGUGCUUCUCUUCUUUCAGCAGCGGCUUGGAGGUGCUUUCUUCCUUUGUUCUAAGAACAGGAAGACAAGGGAAUAUGAAAUGGUUUCCACAGUCAGUUCUUAAGAAAAACUUAGUUGAUUUGAAAUGGUUUUUACAGUCGGUUCUUGACAAGCUCUACAUCAUUGUUGCAGAAGAACUAUAGAGGGGGGUUUUACAUGUCGACAAAGAAAUAGCUGUUCCAGUUGAUGUUUGUUUUACAAAUGUGCUUGUUUGCAGCAAAAGUUACGUGCAUGUAUACCAAAGAUGAUACAUAAAUUGACUAAUUGAGCAAGUUUUGGGCCUUAAUUGAGCAAGUUUUGGGCCUUAA
Messenger RNA from Panicum virgatum (switchgrass), 4768 nucleotides. RefSeq lists its product as uncharacterized. Lineage: Eukaryota; Viridiplantae; Streptophyta; Magnoliopsida; Poales; Poaceae. The record is from RefSeq and is a predicted model, not a curated record. Gene Ontology annotation, cellular component: intracellular membrane-bounded organelle. The transcript is spliced from 9 exons. Bases 154 to 4524 code for a protein of 1456 amino acids.